Ceutorhynchus assimilis (cabbage seed weevil) is the source of this 3096-nucleotide messenger RNA. The record is from the annotation of a GenBank genome assembly. Lineage: Eukaryota; Metazoa; Arthropoda; Insecta; Coleoptera; Curculionidae.
AUGGAUUAUGAUCCGGAACUGGAUCUAACGCUAACGCAAAUUUCUGACGACAAAAUAAAACAGUUUCUAACUUGCAAGUUGCAACAGGGGCGCUUGGAUAACCAAGCCCUGAAAGACCUGAUCGUAGAGCGCCAGGAAGCCACAUCAUCCGAGGCGGUUCCAGGUAUCCAAUUAGUGCGGCACUGGACCAGAAUACUCAACAACAAAUACUGUUUGGGUUAUGAGCUGAGCUGUUCGGAGCCCACUAAUGUUGAUUUCGUUUUAUGGGAGGCCUCUGGGGAGAAAGUGAUCUACAAAGCGCAAACUUUCAGUGUUAGUGAUGCUGCUGAUAUUUGCUGCCUGGGUUGCUGGGAUUUGAUCGAGAAGUGUCAAGGUGGUAAAGGUAAACUGUUUGUCGUGGUUAGCAUUGAAAUGCCCCAAUUUGUGCAUAAGCUUAAAUAUAAUUUUCACAGCCAUUUGUUGUGCAAUAAUGCUUCACUCGCACUUCCUAGCAUUGAAAUUUCACAGUGUUUAAAUGUUUUAGGCCUUGAUGAGCAGUGCUUGGAGACAUUUUUAAUGGUAAUUGCUAGCAGUGAGUUGAACGAGGUGGUUUUGUGUUUGCCUCAAGAGUUAUCCCUUAUCUCAACUCUUGAAAACAAUUGCUCCUUAACCCAUGUGUCUUUAAUGAAUAAAUCAUACUUUUUAGCUCUUAAUGUUAGUGAGGCAAUUAAUCACACCAUGCUUAUACCACACAAAUAUCAAGAUAAUAAUGCCUUUAUUAAAGUUUACACUUCUAAUGACAAUCAACUAUUUGCCUUUUUGCAUCAUUUACUCAAAACGAUACCAAACAGCCUAGUUUUACCCAAACGCCUUUGCCUUCUUGAAAACCAGAAACACCACGAGGCUACAUUGGAAUUGGACAAGGAAUUGGAACAAUUUAGAGUCGCCAUGCGAGUAGACUUGGAGCAAAGCUAUGCCACUCUGAUAGACCAUGAAUUACGUGAUUGCAAUGUGGUCUUGGAUGGUAACAGUGUAGCCUCAAACCUGUACAAGUGGCACAGCAGAAGCAACGACUGCUUUGGAGGUGACUACGACAAAUUUGCCCAAGUCGUAUACAACUUUUUCAAAUUAUUAUCAGAUUGCAAAAUAACUCCUUAUAUAAUAUUGGAUGGGGGCUAUGAGAGACGCAAGCUGAACACUGUGGUAACUCGUAUGAAAAAUAAAAUUAGAGCUGCAGAAGCUUUGAAUGCUAUUAAUGAGGGUAGUGGGUCAGUUUUUCCAUUAUUUUUGAGGGAGGUGUUUGUGGAUGUUAUAUUAAAUUUGGAGCUGAAAGUGGCCAGGUGUGAGUAUGAAGCUGAUAUGGAAAUUGCUGGAAUUGCUAGAGCUUCAGAUUGUUCAGUAAUAAGCUAUGACUCUGAUUUUUAUAUUUUUGGUUGCCCUUAUAUUCCAUUUGACACCUUGGAGCUUAAUGUGCGUGAAAAUAAAGCUGAAAAAUAUCUGCCUUGUAAAAUUUAUUACAUAGAUAAUUUUUUAAAAACUUUCGGUGGUUUGGACCAAAAUAACUUACCACUAUUGUCAGUGUUAUUGGGAAAUGACUAUAUUAAAGGCAGCCUCUUUGCUCCAUUUUUUAGCAACUUGAAAAUUCAAAAAUCAAAUGGACAACACAGCGAGCAACAAAAAAGAAUCAAAAGCGUGAUAGUAUGGCUUCAAAAUGAAACUAUUGAAAGUGCCAUAAGGAAGAUUUUGACCAGGUUUAAAGACUGUCAGCGUAAAUUGGUUUUGAAAAAAAUUAAACAGGCCAUGAAAGGUUAUUUUGAGGUCGACAGUGAACUUUUGAAGUAUCUGGAUAUUGGACUGUCUAGUGAAAAUAUUAGUGUAAACUUUGAUGUGUUUGAUUGUGGUGACAUUUCAGAAAAUACUUUCAGUGAUGUUGAUAAAGAAGCUGAUUAUUUGGAUGAAAAUAUUGAAGAUUUUGAGGAAUCAGAUAUAGAUUUUGCAGCAGAAAUUAAGAAUAAUUGGGAACCAGACUACACAUUCAAAAACAACUAUAGAAAAUGUCAAUAUCCUGCAUGUUUUAUGGAUUUAAUAAACAUAAAAAGAUACUAUUGCACCCCUCAAGUGGAAGAUAGCUCCUUAGAUCAUUCUCAUUCAAUUGGCUUAUCCAUUUUAGAAAUUAUAUAUAAAAUCUUAAUGCCAAAUGCAGACACAAGAUUAACUAUAGUUUCUAGAAAAGGGCCUUAUAAUAUACAAUACAUUUCAUUGCCUGAGAGUAAAAUUAAUGUUCCUACACUUGAGGAUAUCCAAAUAAUGGAUUUAGAAACACGCCAAAAGACUCUAUUGAAAUGUUUAUCAAUAAAUGAUAUAACAUUCCUGAGUUUAUUUUCAGAAGAAUGGGGUUUAUUUUUAAUAUCAUUGAAAUUUAUUACAAACAAUGUUAUCAUAGACAAAUCAAUAAUUUAUUCAUGCAUAAUGUGUUUUAUCAUUUUAAAUUUCAUAGACCCUAAAAUAGGUUUUCAUAGGGCGACAAAGACUUUUAAUAAAAAAUUCUCAGGCAUUUUAGAAGCAAGUCAUUCGACAAAUGAUUUCUCAGACAAUUACAGCAAUUUACCUUACAUGGACUGCUUAAUAUUCAUGAAGACAAUUAUAAAUUAUUUCCAAAUGGAUGACAAAUUAAAAACAAAUCAUCGACUAUAUGAUAAGACUUUAGUUCAUACUCUAUCACAAAUCCAAAGUGUAUUUUUGCAUGUAAAAUAUUUAAAUUCUCUUUUAAACAAUCCAUUUCCUUUACUGGAAAUUCAUAAAAUUUUCAAUGGGACUUUUCUGUAUAAUAUGACGAUAAAUCUAAGAAAACGCUCAGAUAUUGAUAGGUAUUUAGCAUUACUUUUAAAAGAUUCAUCUUGUGUCUUGUCUGCAAUCAAUCGCACUUUUGUUACACUGGAAAAAAAUAUGGAAAUAGAUUCACUUGCAAUUAACACUAAUGGAAAAAAGCGCAGAAAAAAGAAAAAUAAAAAAGUUGAAAAUAGUGAUAAUGAUGUAAAGGUUGACGAGUAUAUAGAAGAGGAAGAAAAUAAUGUUUUGGAUCCUAAUAAUCCUUAUUCAGUUUUGGGAAUACUGUAA